AUGGAGCGAACACACACGAAGCAAUGUCAAAUGGACAACAAUUACAAAUUGGAGAAAAAGUAUUUAGAAAUGAAAAGAUUGGUGUUAGAAAAAACAGAAGAAUUGAAACGCAGAGAUAAGAUAAUAACAUUUUUAGAAAAUGAGAUUGAUGAAAAAGAUGCUACGAUAAGGUACCUCAAAAAUGAAAUAGAUAAGUUUCGGCAAGUCGUUAAACCUUUGACUCGACAAAUAAUAGACAGCCGUAGAAAUGGUUUAGAGGAAGAAGAGUGUUUCGUGCCGAAGAUACCAGGAAUUGAAAAUACCAGAGUGUAUCACAUUGGUGAACCUAGACUGAAAAGAACAGCUAUAUCAGCGGAGCCCUUAUCUUCAUUGACUCAAGAUUAUGAAAUGAAACUUGUGAAAAUACCAAAAAGUCAUUAUUCCCGGGAGCUAAUAAAAAGUGCGAUCCUGGAUAAUGACUUCAUGAAGAAUCUUGAAAUGACGCAGAUCCGCGAGAUUGUGGAUUGUAUGUAUCCAGUUGAAUAUGCAGCCGGUAGCCUUAUUAUCAAAGAAGGAGACGUCGGUAGCAUCGUAUAUGUCAUGGAGGGUAAGUAA
Molecule: messenger RNA, 594 nt
Organism: Arctia plantaginis
Lineage: Eukaryota; Metazoa; Arthropoda; Insecta; Lepidoptera; Erebidae
Source: the annotation of a GenBank genome assembly